Molecule: messenger RNA, 1896 nt
Organism: Botrytis porri
Lineage: Eukaryota; Fungi; Ascomycota; Leotiomycetes; Helotiales; Sclerotiniaceae
Exons: 1
Coding region: 1-1896 (631 amino acids)
Source: RefSeq, a predicted model, not a curated record
AUGCGGUGGCUGAAGUCAUUGUUUGUCAAGAGAAAAGGUCCCCGCCCUGAAAAGAAUACCAGUCACACACAAAAAUCAUCGAAUAGCAAUAAGACUGAUAUAAACCAUCGGAGUGCUGCGCUGAAUGAUGGGAUUUCAAGAGAUCGUCCACAGGAUCCGCAUCCCGCAAAAAGGGCUCAAUCACCGCACAGAAGUGAUAAUCGAAAUGAAAAGUCGGAUCAGACCCGUCAUGUAUAUAAGGGACCUUAUUCGAUUAAGGAGAGAAUUAAAUAUAUCGGAAAGUACAUCGAUCGCUGGAAUAAGAAUCAUCCUCACGACUACAUUGAAAUUGAUAUCAUUGUUAUUGGAGGUCUACUCGACAUUAACCAAAAUUGGACGGAACCAGCACCCGACUCUCAGAUAAAAUUCAUCUGUAGGCCUGGAAAGCGCUGGGACGACGAACUUUAUACAGAAAAAUUACAUCGUGCGUGCAAGAAAUUAGAGUGGCAAAUAAAUGAUCGAUGGUGUCUUUCUACUUUGGACUCGGGUGUCCGAAGAAGAAUGUUUGAAGUAAUUAAGGAUGAUAAACCGGCCCACAAAUCCAAAGGGAAAGGUAUGAUUAUACGAAAACCUCCACCAGAUUAUCGAUUAUGUCAGCGGAUUGCUCGUCUUGGCAGUCGGGAGUCAAACUCUCAGUUAUACGAUACCAAAUUGAGUGGAAUAGUGAAAGAUAUUGAAAGUUACAUAGAUAGCAAUGAGCAACAGUUGGAGGGCAUACGGUCCAGAUUGAAGAAGGGUGUCACACCGAGAGACUUGAUCAGAAUAUGGCAGAAAGAGUAUGAUUUCGAAUUCAGUAAUGUACUGAGCUCGCUAAAGGAUAACAGAGUGGAAGGAUCGAAACCGCGAGAACAUAUCGGCACGAGAAUUCAUGAAUCUCACAGAGUGAAUGGACCACAUGAUUCUGCUGUUUCUCUUCCCACCGGUCAACGAUCUUCAUCUAAAUCAAGAGCAUACUUAUCAAAUUAUGGUUCUGAAAGUGAUACAUCUACGUCUACACCUACGCGUCCGCGCCGAGUGAAAAAGCAACACGAUUCUGCUGUAUCACUUUCAGGCACCGGUCAACGAGCUCCAAUUAAGUCAGAUGCACAUGAACCAUCAGACUAUGUUUCCGACAGUAGCAAAUCUACACGUUCGCGACGUACACAAGACCCUUCUCAGCCGCCGUUUCAACCUAAGCCUCCAACAAAGUCAAAUUGUGAAACUCUACCAAAGACCACUCCCCAUACACGACUACCAGCAAUAAAAAUUAAUUCGUUAAGUGAGGAUAGAACAAGGUCCUCUGGUAAAUCUCCGAGUAGGAAAUCACCUGGACGAUCGCCUCACACGCCUCGCACGACUGUGGGUAGAAACCACGUUUACCAAAACACAGGCAAACCACCUUUGCCUCCGUUUUUACAUCCGUCAGAUCGUAGCCGUCAAAAAUCUCCUGCACGGCCUGGAUCUGGCGACCGCAGAAUGAUGACUCAUGAAAAGAGUCAUCGAGACACCCUAGAUCCUAGUACUAGCCAAUCGCAAUCACGAUCUUACUCCCGCAUGCAAGACAUUGGCAAUACUAAAAGCAGGCCGGAGGUGAGGCCAAGGAAAAGUCAUCGGGAUUUAUCCAAUGAUAACCUUCGAUUUCGACCGCAAAAGCAAGUUGACUCCAACCUUUAUUCAUCAAUAGACAGUAACAGAAGAAACGGAUACCCCGGUUCGUCCCAUCAAGACCCGUUUGUGGUAUCACCCGUAGACUCUCCAGAAGAUAUGCCAUUGAAAGGUCUGACGCCUGAGCAAAAAGAUGAGGCACAUAAAAUAGCAAUGGAGGUAUACAAGAAGGAAGAUCUUCAUGGCAGAAUUUUUAUAACUCAUGAAUAUUAA